UAUUCACAUAAAGUGAAGUAAUUGUUCACUACCCAAAAUGGACCAAUAUUCGUGAAUAUACAUGGUUUUUCACGAACGUUGGAUCGACUUUAUUCAUAGUUCAUAAUUUACUAUUCAAAACUAUCACAUAAGUUGCUCAUCGCCUCAACAUAUAUUACUAAAAUGACCCAUUUUGGAGAUAUUUAUUGGGCCUACAGUGUGAUUUGCAACUGAACAAUUUGAUAAUAUUAUUUUUGGUUCUAAAGAAAAGAAAUUAUUUCAAGAUUAUACGGCUGUAAUUGAAUUUUGCAACUGAAUUGAGAUAAAAAAUAUCGUCUGAAAGAACGUUUCUUUCUCUUUCAUAUGAUUCGAAAAGUGUAUAGCAUAUUUUCGUGUACUUUAUCGCAUUGUAUGUUAGUCGUUUGUUGUUCUUUACUAGAAAAACAACAUCUAGAAUAUUCACACAGGCUUACACCAACUCAAAACGACACAGUCUACGUGUUGUUCACAAGUUUUGCUUUGCAAAAUCGUGCAUCAGUGAUUUUUGAUUCGAAAUCGAAAAUUAAAAAACGAAAUAAUGAAAACAACAAUGUUUCACCAACAAGUUCAUCACAGUCAUUGGCCAAUGAUUGCUAUCCUAGUUGUUCUGUUCAAUUUUACAUUGAGUGCUGAUGAGAAACCGAUAUUUGCACCGAGAAUUCGUUUGAACGAUGGAAACUCGAUUCCAGUAUUAGGUCUUGGUACAAGCAGGGCCAAGCAAUUCGAAUGUGAACAAGCUGUUAAAGAUGCAAUUGACAUUGGCUAUCGUCACAUUGACACUGCAUACGUCUACGAAAACGAAAAAGAAGUUGGAAACGCGAUUCGAGCCAAAAUUUCCGAAGGUGUGAUCAAACGUGAAGACAUUUUUGUCACAACAAAGUUGUCGAGCACCUUCCACGAACCGGAUAGUGUGGCAAAAGCAUUUGAAAAAUCAUUGGACAAUUUGAAUAUCACUUAUAUUGAUUUAUAUCUUAUGCACACUCCAAUGGCCUUUGCGCGAAUUAGCAAAGUAACCAAUAUGACAACUCAAGACUUUGAUAACAUUUUUCCAUUUCCACAUGAUUCAAAUGGUAAAUAUUUGACUGUUGACAUCGACUACUUGGACACUUGGAAAGCAAUGGAAGAGCUUAUGAAAACAGGAAAAGUACGUAGUUUGGGCGUUUCGAAUUUCAACAGUCAACAAUUGGAUCGUGUAAUUUCGGUGGCUAAAAUUAAACCAGUUGUGAAUCAAAUUGAAUGUCAUCCAAAUUUAAAUCAGAAGAAACUCAUUGAAUUUGCAAGAUCUAGAAACGUUACAAUUGUGGGAUAUUCACCGCUAGGUAGGCCGUCUGACAGUGGCGAUCGCCAAAUUGCACUAAAAAAUGCAAAAGUUCAAGAAAUGGCCACUGAAUACAAGAAAAAUCCAGGACAAAUUUUGCUACGGUAUUCAUAUCAGAAUGGUGUCGUUUCCAUCCCAAAAUCAACGAAUAAAGAACGACUUCGUGGUAAUAUUGAUAUUUUUGACUUUAGCUUGAACGAUAAAGACAUGGAAUUUUUGGAUAGUCUUAAUGAUAACACACGUGUGAUUUCAUUCGCCGAUGGCAAAGACAGCAAAUAUUAUCCAUUUAAUAUUGAAUUUUAAAGUGAAAUAAAAGAAAUCAACGAUUUUUAUCACAUUUUAUUUUUAUUUUAUGUUACGUAAUACAAU
This is a messenger RNA of Contarinia nasturtii (swede midge), 1705 nucleotides long. Its product is annotated as 1,5-anhydro-D-fructose reductase-like. NCBI's taxonomy places the organism in Eukaryota, Metazoa, Arthropoda, Insecta, Diptera, Cecidomyiidae. The coding region runs from base 557 to 1639 and encodes 360 amino acids. The record is from RefSeq and is a predicted model, not a curated record. Gene Ontology annotation, cellular component: cytosol. The transcript is spliced from 5 exons. Gene Ontology annotation, molecular function: aldose reductase (NADPH) activity.